Molecule: messenger RNA, 1710 nt
Organism: Paramecium octaurelia
Lineage: Eukaryota; Ciliophora; Oligohymenophorea; Peniculida; Parameciidae
Source: the annotation of a GenBank genome assembly
AUGAAACAUGAUUUUCUGAAGGAAAAGGAGCUAAAAAUAAUUGAGAAAAUUGGUGAAGGGGCGUUUGGACAAGUGUACAAGGCCUCUUACAAAGGGGAGGAAGUAGCAAUAAAAGUAAAUAAAUGUGAAAUGAAUAGUGUAUGCAAGGGGCAUAAUUAUAGGAAACAUCAAUAAUGGAAAGUCUUAAACACAAAAACAUUAUUAAAUUUUACAAGGUUUCGAUUGUUAGGAUUAAAUAUAGUAUUUUAAGCAGGGAAACAGUCAGUAUUUGAUCAUGGAAUAUGCUGGGGGUGGUUCUCUGAGUGAUUACAUGAAACAAAGAUUAGAGGAGGAAACAAUAAGCGGCAUCAUGAAAUCAAUAUUCACAGCGAUAGAGUAUCUCCAUUCCAAAUAGAUUAUCCACCGAGAUAUUAAACCAGGUAUUCAUUUGAAUAGUAUACAUGAUUAGAUAAUAUCUUAAUUAAAAAUAGUGAAGAUCUUUCGAGUGUUAAGAUUGCUGACUUCGGCUUGAGUUAUCAGUACAUGCCUGAAAUUCGUUAUUAUUAAACAGUUUCGUAAUAAUGUGGCACAUUUAUAUUUAUGGCACCUGAAUAAAUUUUAAAUAAAGCAUACAAUAAAGCUGUUGAUAUGUGGUCAUGUGGCGUAGUCUUGUUUAUGCUGUUAAAUCAAGGCAAGCAUCCAUUUUAUCCUCGAAUUUCAACCAAAAAGGAGUUCAUCAAUAGUUUUCCAGAUCUUAAAUAUGAGCAACCCUUGCAUGCAUCACCAUUGGCAAGAGAUCUCCUCCAAAGAUUGUUGCAAUACGACUAGGAUUCUCGAUAUACAGCUGCUUAAGCAUUGGUUCAUCCUUGGAUCACUCGACAUUUUAAUCAUCCUAUUCCAAUGAGUGUUAAAGAAUUUGGUACUUGCCAAGAAUUAAAAAAGAAAGUAUCAUUUUUAAUACAAUUAGUUUUUUUAAUACAUCAAAGCUGUUUUAUUUUUAAAUCAAGUCCAACAGGAUUCAAUUAAACAGUCCCCAAUUCAAUCUAAGACUGAUUUAGGAGAAUUUAAGAUAUCAAUUGUUGAGUUUGAUGAAGACAAUUAUGAACAGGAAUGUGAAGAUACCAACAGUCCUAAAAAUCAAUAAUUCUUCAAUAAAUUAUCAAUACAAAGACCUAGCAAAAUUUUAAAAUCAUUUCGGACACUCAAUAACAUCCCCUACAAAGGAAAACAUUAUUAAUUGAAUGCCAUCCUCAAUUAAACUAAUGAAUCACCAAUCAGAGAAUUAAAAAAAAUCAAAUUAUAAUAAUAAUUCAGUGUUGAUAAUGAAUAAUUCAUUGUUCCAAUUGAUCCAGAGUCUCCCAAAAAACAUCUGAGAGGAUCCUAAUCAAAUAAACUCCUUUUACCUGCACUUACUGAAUCAACAUAAGUAUCCAUCAGUCCUGUUAAACAAAAACAAAAACCUAUUGUCAAACAAAACUCUUUCCGAAAAUCAGAGACAUCCUUCUUUAUGGGUUUGAAUAGAAUGAAUAAUGACUCAGCCUUAGAGACAGGCACUUUCAGGAACAGAGUUGAAACCUAUGACAGAACUCAAAUUCCUCCCAUCAAUACACAGAGGUUUUAUGGAAGAAAUACAAUUACAAAUCUAGUGACAUCUCCUAAGAAUAACAUUGCUACAUCAACCAAUCUCCUUAUCCCAAAGAAAAUAAUAUGAUAAAAGUUAAAAUAUGAAUA